AUAAUUAUGACGUCAUAUUAAGACGACGGGACAAAAAACGUGUUUUCCUCCAAACUAGUAUUCACCAUGGCUGUAAUGUUACAUACCUUAGUUGUCAAUGGACGAAGGAACGCACCAAAGUGUCAGGCAUCCAUAAGAAGACAAACUUAAUUGUCGUUAUUUUCAAGGCUAUGUAGAGUGCGUAUUUACUGAGGAUUGUAAACAGCGACCAUGUUGCUUCCCUCCUCCUCCUCCUCUCCUCCUCCCCCGCCUCCCCUGCCUCUUGUUGCCGACACCUCGGAAGAAGGAGAGCAGCCUGACUGAGCGACUCCCACUCCAGUCUCCCUCACCACAGAGCCGGCAGCCAGGGCCACCGGCCGGCGCCAGGAUGCGGUGCCGCAAGUUUUGGGGGUCUUGCUCGCUUGGAUUUUACGUGUGGGCAGCCAUUCUCUUCAAAGGAUCCCUGCAAGGCGAGUACCAGAGGAGGCUCUACAAGGAGCUGCUGGCGAACUACAACCGCUUGGAAAGGCCGGUCGUCAACGACUCAGCCGCCAUCCUGGUGGAGCUCGGCUUCACGCUCCUGCAGAUCAUUGAUGUGGAUGAGAAGAACCAAGUGUUGAUGACCAAUGCCUGGCUGCAGCUGUACUGGACUGACGUCUAUCUGAGUUGGAACCCUGAAACCUACCCCGGUGUCCAGAACCUCCGAUUCCCUUCAGACCAAAUCUGGACUCCUGACAUCCUUCUCUACAACAGUGCGGACGAGCGCUUCGACGCCACCUUCCACACCAACGUGCUGGUGAACGCUUCGGGCUACUGCCAGUACAUCCCGCCCGGCAUCUUGAAGAGCACGUGCUACAUCGACGUGCGCUGGUUCCCCUUCGAUGUGCAGAAGUGCGACUUGAAGUUCGGCUCCUGGACCCACAACGGCUGGCUGCUGGACCUCCAGAUGCUGGACGUGGACACGUCCACCUACAUUCCCAACGGGGAGUGGGAUCUCGUGGGCGUCCCAGCCAAGCGCAACGAGCUGUACUACGAAUGUUGCAAGGAACCCUACCCAGACGUCACCUUCACGGUCACCAUGCGGCGUAGGACCCUUUACUACGGCCUCAAUCUGCUCAUCCCCUGCGUGCUCAUCUCCGGCUUGGCUCUGCUGGUUUUCCUGCUGCCCGCCGACUCCGGAGAAAAGAUCUCGCUGGGAAUUACCGUGCUGCUGUCGCUGACGGUCUUCAUGCUCCUGGUGGCCGAGAUCAUGCCCGCCACGUCCGACUCGGUUCCUCUCAUCGCUCAGUACUUCGCCAGCACCAUGAUGAUUGUCGGAAUGUCGGUGGUGGUGACCGUUAUCGUCCUGCAGUUUCAUCACCACGACCCUCAGGGGGGCAAGAUGCCCAAGUGGGUGCGGGUGGUGCUGUUGAACUGGUGCGCGUGGUUUCUGCGCAUGAAGCAACCCGGCGACGAGCGGCGCCGCGCCGGCUACAAAUACCGCCCCGCCUCCCAGCACCACUCCAGCAGCAACUCCAUAGAAAUGGCCGCCGUUCCCAGCCUCUCGGUGCCGCUUUCCCAGACUUCCUGCCCGCCCUGCACCUCGGGCACCUCCAACGGUUCCAUGAGCCUCUACUUUGGCAGCUACCACCCGAUGGAGAGCCCGCACUGUCCCACCUCCAGCGACUCGGGCGUGGCGCUGGGGGGCCGCGCUCACAGCUCCCCCGGCGACGAGGGUGCCGAGCCGCCGGGUGUUUGCGGCGGAGCUUUGGGAAUGGGGGUCCGACUCCCGCCGCCGGAGAUCCAACACAUCUUGGAGGAGGUGACCUACAUUGCCCAGCGCUUCCGGGACCAGGACGAGGCCGAGGCCAUCAGCAGCGAGUGGAAGUUCGCGGCGGCGGUGGUGGACCGCCUGUGUCUGGUGGCCUUCUCGCUCUUCUCCAUCAUCUGCACCUUCACCAUCCUCAUGUCGGCCCCCAACUUCAUAGAGGCCGUCUCCAAGGACUUCACAUAGUUGGACUCGGAUGCUUGUUGUGUUUUUUCCUGUCUAAGAUUUUAUGUUCAACCUUCAUGUUUGUACUCGCCAGCCGAAACUUCACAUCACACCACUUUCCCACGACACUGAAGGCAACAUCGUUCUUGUUGAUGUAUAGUUCUCUUCACGUUCGCUAGGAGGACGACUAACUGAAAUAAAACGUCCAGAAAAUGCGUGUUUGGCAGAUGAAUUCCGCCUGGCAAACCGGCUGUGAUUUCUGCCAAACGCGCCUUUUCCGUCAUUUGUGGCGCAUCUUCUAUUCUU
This is a messenger RNA of Doryrhamphus excisus (bluestripe pipefish), 2257 nucleotides long. Its product is annotated as neuronal acetylcholine receptor subunit alpha-7-like. Gene Ontology annotation, molecular function: acetylcholine-gated monoatomic cation-selective channel activity; transmembrane signaling receptor activity. Gene Ontology annotation, biological process: monoatomic ion transmembrane transport. Lineage: Eukaryota; Metazoa; Chordata; Actinopteri; Syngnathiformes; Syngnathidae. Gene Ontology annotation, cellular component: postsynaptic membrane. The record is from RefSeq and is a predicted model, not a curated record.